AUGGAGAUGUCAGAGACAAUAUUCCAACGUCUCUAUCUCACUUAUAUGCCGAUUUGUGUUAUAGUCGGUGCCACUGGAAACACCAUGGUGUGGAUCCUAAUCAGAACGAAUCGAAUGCUCUCGCGAUUGCCGACAAACAUCUACUUGCUAUGUCUGGCCGCAAUGAGCUCUUUGUUUCUCUUUAUGUUGUUUCUUUUCUGGCUAGAAGAAAUCUCCUAUAUAUACUUUGACGUACGUGGUCAGUACUGUUGCUUGUCGAGAAACCAUUUAGAGACUUGUAAGGUGAAUCAGUUCUUGGCGCAUGUUUGCGAUUUCACCAGUGUGUGGCUGAUUGUGCUGGUUAGCUGCGAGCGACUGAUGUUACUACACAGGAAGAAAAGGAGUUUGACAACUGAAAAAGCUUGCGCGCAGGUAGCUGUGUUGGUGAUCAUCGCCAUGCUCUUCAAUUGGUGGAUUCUCUACGUGGCUUCCAUUCAACACGGGGUCUGCGACGUCGAUCCUGCGUUUGACAGAAUUUACCACGUGAUGACCGCUUUGGAGACAGUGAUCUGCAUGAUUGUGCCUUCCAUCAUCAUAGUCACAUCGAAUGUCCUUGUCAUAUGCAAACUCAACGCUCAUAUCAGGGAGUAUCCUGGUACCCCAACCGUUUCAUUCAAUACGUCCGAGGCAGAUAUUCCUGUAACCUCAGCUUUAUCAGCACCCAGUCAGGCAACGAAAAGCUGUACUCGGAAUUUUGGAACUGUUCUUUCAGGUCUGCGAUAUACCGACGUUCAGCUCACCAGAUCAUUGAUGGUCGUUACUUGGGUGUUCAUUGUUCUCAACAUGCCGAAUUACAUUUAUCGAAUGGCGACGAACAUUCUAACAAUCGUAAUGCAGAAUUUCUCCCUUUUCGCCCAUUUUUUGCUAUAUACCCAUCAUGCAGUGCUUUUCUACCUCUAUAUAUUUUACAGUCCUCAAAUGAAGCGUCGCCUCCGUCCGACUGCUGUGAAACUGCUUGAAUGCUACUGUUUCAAGCCGAAUGGCGAAUUUAGCAAUAAUAGUUAG
This is a messenger RNA of Angiostrongylus costaricensis, 1044 nucleotides long. The record is from the annotation of a GenBank genome assembly. NCBI's taxonomy places the organism in Eukaryota, Metazoa, Nematoda, Chromadorea, Rhabditida, Metastrongylidae.